ACAAGGAGCUUGGCUUUGGCUUAUAAAUUUAGAACAACCCACUUGCCUCCAAUUCAGAAUUAUUAGCUUAAGAGCAACAAGAGGCAACCUUACACAGUCCUCCUUCACCAGUCCCUCUCCCUCUGCCUCUCCCUUUCCCUCUUCCUCCUAGUUUGGUCAGAGAGAGACACACAGAAACACAUAUAUAUAUAUAGCAGCAGGGGCAUACAUGGAAAUGGAACAAAGGAGGCAGAAUCACAAAGUUGAGGCCAUUAACACAUCUGACAUGGCUGAAGAGAUGACUGUUGAUUGGAGGGGCAGACCUUCCAAUCCUACCGAGCAUGGUGGCAUGAGAGCUGCUGCAUUUGUUCUUGGGCUUCAAUCAUUUGAGAUAAUGGGAAUUGCUGCAGUUGGGAACAACCUCAUAACAUACGUGAUAAAUGAGAUGCAUUUUCCUUUGUCGAAUUCGGCCAACGUAGUGACAAACUUUAUUGGAACUGUCUUUCUCUUAGCCCUUGUUGGCGGCUACCUCUCCGAUUCCUAUCUUGGGAGUUUCUGGACCAUGCUUAUCUUUGGUUUUGUGGAACUUUCGGGUUUCAUAUUACUAUCAGUCCAAGCUCAUGUUCCGCAGCUAAAGCCACCGCCAUGCAACGUUAAUAACGGAGAGGAGUGUGUAGAGGCAAAAGGGUUCAAGUCAUUAAUCUUCUUUGUGGCACUUUACUUGGUGGCAUUGGGGAGUGGCUGUGUGAAGCCAAACAUGAUCGCUCACGGGGCUGACCAGUUCAACCCAGAUGACCCGAAGCAGUCCAAGAAGCUCUCCACCUACUUCAACGCUGCCUACUUGGCCUUUUCCAUGGGUGAACUCGUCGCCCUUACUCUUCUUGUGUGGGUCCAAACUCACUCUGGAAUGGAUGUUGGCUUUGGAGUCUCAGCAGCCGCCAUGGCCAUGGGAUUAAUCAGCUUGGUUUCCGGUACCCUAUAUUACAGGAACAAGCGACCUCAAGGAAGCAUACUCACUCCCAUUGCUCAAGUUUUUGUGGCUGCAAUGCUAAAGAGAAAGCAGGCUUGUCCAUCUAAUCCACAGUUGCUCCAUGGAAACCAAAACAAUGUGCUUCAUGACAAUACUACUUUCUUUUCUGACGCUGCCAGCUUUCUUCACACUGAAAAGUUCAGGUUCUUGGACAAGGCUUGCAUUAAAAUUCAAGAUGGCACUAAUUCAAAGGAAAGCCCGUGGAGAUUGUGCACCGUUACUCAAGUGAAGCAAGUCAAAAUACUACUUUCAGUUAUUCCAAUUUUUGCUUCCACCAUAAUUUUCAACACAAUUUUGGCUCAGCUCCAAACUUUCUCAGUCCAACAAGGAAGUAUGAUGGACACCAAGCUUACCAAAUCCUUCCAUAUCCCUCCAGCUUCACUCCAAUCCAUCCCUUACAUCAUUCUCAUCGUCCUCGUCCCUCUCUACGACACUUUCUUUGUACCCUUUGCUCGAAAAUUCACCGGUCACGAUUCUGGCAUCUCUCCAUUAAUGAGAAUAGGGUUUGGACUCUUUUUUGCAACUUUUUCGAUGAUCGCGGCUGCCAUCAUGGAGGAAAAGAGAAGGGAUGCAGCUGUGCAUUCGAACAAAAUAAUUUCCAUUUUUUGGAUCACCCCACAAUUCUUGAUCUUUGGAUUAUCAGAAAUGUUCACUGCCGUAGGCCUCGUUGAGUUCUUUUACAAGCAAUCCUUGAAGGGGAUGCAAGCAUUUUUAACUGCCUUGACCUAUUGCUCAUAUUCGUUCGGGUUUUACCUGAGCUCUCUACUUGUCUCUCUGGUGAAUAAGAUCACAACCUCAUCACGUGGUGGUGGUUGGCUGGGUGACAAUAAUCUCAACAAAGACAGACUGGACCUUUUCUAUUGGUUGCUGGCAGGCCUCAGCUUCCUCAACUUCCUCAACUAUCUAUUUUGGUCUCAUUGGUACUCUCACACCCCGUCCUCUUCAUCAGCACCAAGUGCGCUACCCCAGCUGCAUGCUCAUGAUACUACUUGCAUGGAGGAUUAUAAACAUCAUAGACUGGAUGAUAAUAUACCAUAACUUAUUUAAGAAUAUUUAGGGUAGUCUUUUCUAAGAAAAUAGCUCUGAAUUAAUGAAGGUGAUUAAUAUAUAGGGCUCUGAUCGAUCUAUCGCAUAUACACAUAUAUAUGUUCGUAUUAUGUAUAGAAAUCAGUCGCAUGCCGUAUAAGAGAAGCCAAAUUACUAUAUAUCAAUAUGAGCAUAUAUAAUGGAGAGAUGCAAAACUUGAGAUGUAAAAAUUAUGUUUAGAUUACGUUUUAUAUUUUCAUAAUAUGUAAAAGUUAAAUCUACUCUAGUGUGAGAGAUGUAAUUUGGAUCACAUUUUUCUCUCUUUGAUUGAUAGGUCACGUUCAUUUGAGAGAUGUAAUCUAGAUUAUGUUUUAUAUUGUAAAUUUAUAUUUUCCAACGAAUAUGAAUAUUUUAGACUCCA
Messenger RNA from Pyrus x bretschneideri (Chinese white pear), 2456 nucleotides. RefSeq names its product protein NRT1/ PTR FAMILY 4.3. NCBI's taxonomy places the organism in Eukaryota, Viridiplantae, Streptophyta, Magnoliopsida, Rosales, Rosaceae. Gene Ontology annotation, cellular component: membrane. The transcript is spliced from 5 exons. Gene Ontology annotation, biological process: transmembrane transport. The record is from RefSeq and is a predicted model, not a curated record. The coding region runs from base 209 to 2047 and encodes 612 amino acids. Gene Ontology annotation, molecular function: transmembrane transporter activity.